AUGGCUCAGCAUCAGAAGUACACCACUAACAAUGACAUCUCCAGACCAGUGCAUCCAGCAACAGUCCACUUCCCAAUCUCCUUCCUCUUCCUCGGCUACGCCCUCGACACCCUCAACCACGUCCGCACCCGCCUCCCAAACAGCAUCUCCUCCAACCUCGCCUCCCCAAACGACAUGACCCGCGCAUCCUACUACCUCCUCUCCCUAGGCCUCCUCACCGCAAUCCCGGCCUUCAUAACCGGCGGCCGCGAACUGAUGAUGAUGCUCAACAAACAAGGCAUGAAAGACACUGACGGCACCGUAAAACCCAAAGUCAAAGCCGCCUUCGCCCACGCAAUCUUCAACGACAUCGUCCUCGCCCUGAGCACCUACAUCUGGUACCACAAACGCUCUGCCGCCAACGAAACACUCAACCUCCAAGGCAACGUCGAAUCCGCAUACGCGCCGAGCAAGGGAAUGGUGAUUGCAGGCGUCAUCGCGACAAUUCUCAUGCUCAUGGCUGCCAAUAUCGGCGGUGUUUUGACGUAUAAUUUUGGCGUGGGCUUUACGACGAUUAGUAAGCCGAAGGAGGUCAACCUUCGAGCCGGAAAAUACGCGGAUGAUAUUCCUCUCAAAAAGGAAAUCAAGCAGGCGGAACUGGCGGGGAGUCAGUAUGGGAAUUUGGCCGCUUGGUCUUCGGCGACUUCUGGUACGCCAAUUUCGCAUAGCAGCUAAGAGGUCUUUUGCUACCUCUCUCUCUCUCUCUCAAGAGAUGAUUUAUUGAUGUAGAUGAAUCAAACGCUAAAACGUUUCCUCUUUUGGGGGGUUUUUAGAGAAUUUGCACGCUCCCGCCGUACCUACUCCUCCGCCGUCGAGAUAGCAGCAGCUUCGAGAGGGUGUGGCGGCUGUGGUGGAAGUGAGGCGAAAGCAGAGGCUUUUGGCUUGCUUACAAGAGGGCGAAGAAGCUGGAGGAGAUUGAGGGUUUGAAAGAUGAGAUACGAGCAUAAAGUCGAUACGGGUAUGAUAUUGGAGCUUUUACCGC
Pseudocercospora fijiensis CIRAD86 is the source of this 1021-nucleotide messenger RNA. RefSeq lists its product as uncharacterized. The record is from RefSeq and is a predicted model, not a curated record. The transcript is spliced from 2 exons. Lineage: Eukaryota; Fungi; Ascomycota; Dothideomycetes; Mycosphaerellales; Mycosphaerellaceae. The coding region runs from base 1 to 714 and encodes 237 amino acids.